CCUGGGCGCACGCGCUCUCGAAGGCUCCACCGCCGCCCUAUAAGAACGCGGACACACCCCACGGUCUGGCAGUAAUUUCGACGCGUUCUAACGACAAGCAAUUGCAGAGAUGUCCGUGGUACCGCUGCUGUGGCGCGAUUGGUGGGACGACUGGGAGCCUCGCACGGGCCGCCUGCUGGACCAGCACUUCGGCCUGGGGCUGUCCAGGGAUGAGCUGCUGUCUGGACUGGGCGUGCGCAGCCCGCUGCUGAGGCCCACAGGCUACCUCAGGCCCUGGCGAUCUCUCGCCAGGCAGGACUCUGGGACAUCAGCCAUUGCCGUCGACAAGGAUCGCUUCCAGGUGAGCCUGGAUGUGCAGCAGUUCGCUCCCAAUGAAAUCACAGUCAAGACGGUGGGCAAUGCAGUCAUCGUCGAGGGCAAGCAUGAGGAGCGACCCGACGAGCACGGCUUUGUCUCCCGGCACUUUGUGCGCCGAUAUCUGCUACCAAAGGACGUCGAGGUUGACGCUGUUGUAUCUAACCUGUCCUCAGACGGCGUCCUCACCGUCACAGCCCCCAAGAAGACGGCUGUGGCAGCGGGCGAGCGUGUGGUGCCUGUGAUCCAGACUGGAGUGCCCGCUGUGAAGAGCGCAGCGCCUGCCUCCCCAGAGCCGACUACAAUUGAAAUCAAGGAGGAGAAGUAGGGCUACACUUAUUAUCUGCCGAUGAACUUCUUUACAAACUUUCUUGCCAUUGCUACCGAUGUAACAAUUGUAUAACAGUGAUCUCUCUCUCUCUCUCUCUCUCUCUCUCUCUCUCUCUCUCUCUCUCUCUCUCUCUCUCUUUUUCGUACAUGUAUUAAAGAAUUUGUAAGUAAAACUAGAAAAUUUUGACUUAAUCAUGCACUUCUUUCCCUGAAUUCGUCAUCAAUGGUGAAAUAAAUAUAGGCCACUGAAGACUGUGAUGUCACAUACAAAUAGACGAAUUUCCUGAAAUAUUUCAAACAUUUGUAGGUUAUGGAUAACUUACAUCUUCAGAUAAUAACAUUGAUGAGGCAAAAAAUUUAAAUCAGUAUUUCCCUUUCAGACAAUUUUUCUAUUUAAAAUAUAUGUUUUGGUUGCCACAUGGCUUACUGUUGCAAUGUUCUUUGUUGAAAAACUUUACAUCUUACUUCAGUUACAACAUUCACCUUACACACAUGUCCCAAUACUUACAUAGCAAAAAUAAGUUCAGCUGA
This is a messenger RNA of Schistocerca gregaria, 1215 nucleotides long. Its product is annotated as protein lethal(2)essential for life-like. Gene Ontology annotation, molecular function: protein folding chaperone. The transcript is spliced from 4 exons. Bases 110 to 682 code for a protein of 190 amino acids. Gene Ontology annotation, biological process: response to heat; protein refolding. The record is from RefSeq and is a predicted model, not a curated record. NCBI's taxonomy places the organism in Eukaryota, Metazoa, Arthropoda, Insecta, Orthoptera, Acrididae.